This is a messenger RNA of Iphiclides podalirius (scarce swallowtail), 408 nucleotides long. NCBI's taxonomy places the organism in Eukaryota, Metazoa, Arthropoda, Insecta, Lepidoptera, Papilionidae. The record is from the annotation of a GenBank genome assembly.
AUGCUACCAGCACAGAGUAAUGAGCUCAAUAAUGACUUGUGCAAUGAAGGUCCAAGUAGUAGUAUGAAAUGGAUAGCAAAUCAACAAUAUUCACAACAAGAAAUACAAUUACAGUUGGAUAGUGGCCCUACUAACGAAAUUGAUUCUGAUCUACAUUCAAAUGAAGUUACAUCAGCACCAGGUGUAGCAAAACAUAUGUGGAAAAGGGGUCGACCAGUCAGAGUUGUGCAUGACAGACUGCUGAGUUUGGAAGAAGAAAGAAUAAGAAUAGAAAAACAAAAACUAUUAGAGAAGAAGAGGUGUAAUAAUAUAAGACUUAAAAUGGAGAAAGAUAGACUAGAGAUUGAAAGACAAAGAAACAUUUUGCUAGAAAAGUUAUUAGUCGCUGUUGAAACAGUUGUCAAUCGA